AUGACUCGAGCCGAAACCCAUAUCGAAACCGACGCCAUCGUCAUCGGCGGUGGUUUUGGCGGCUGCAAUUCGCUGUACAAGCUCCGGAACUUGGGUCUUUCUGUCAAGUUGAUCGAGGCUGGCGGUGCCUUUGGAGGUGUAUGGCACUGGAAUCGCUACCCGGGUGCCCGUGUUGACUCGGAAAUGCCGUCUUAUCAAUUCAACAUCCCUGCCGUUUACAAGGGUUGGAAUUGGUCUGAGAGGUUCCCUGGUGACGAUGAGCUUCGACGUUACUUUCAGCAUGUUGACUCGGUGCUGCGUUUGAGUGAAGAUACAUUCUUCAAUACUAUCGUCACGGGAGCUUGUUAUAAUACAAAAACCAGUCGAUGGGAUGUGUCGACCAAUACUGGUCUUACAGCCUCUUGCAAAUAUCUCAUCGCUGCGACUGGAUCCUCUCACAAGAAGCACUACCCUCAGUUCGCGGGAUUGGAAAAUUAUGGCGGCCAACUAGUCCAUGCUGCAGACUAUCCGGAUAAUCUCAAUGCGAAGGGGAAACGUGUUGGAAUCGUUGGAAAUGGUGCUUCGGGCCUUCAAAUCGUCCAAAACCUCGCCAAAGAGGACUGUAAGCUGACGGUUUUUAUCCGCACGCCUUGCUUUGCAAUUCCUAUGAAGCAACGAUCCAUCUUGCCAGAGGAGGCCGAGAUGCUGAAGGGCUAUUACGACUGUCUCUUUGAGCGGUGCUACAAAUCCGUGUCCGGUUUUCCACACAACACCCGAUUGCAGUCUGCGCAUCAAGCAACACCCGAGGAGAGAAAGGCGUUGUUCGAUGAGCUUUGGAAUCGCGGCGGAUAUAACUUCCUGGUGGCAAACUAUUACGACUUUCUGUUGGACGAAAAGGCAAACUCCAUUUUCUACGACUACUGGGCGCAGAAGACGCGUGCCCGUAUGACAGAUCGUACGAAAAUGGAUCUGGUCGCGCCGCUGAAGCAGUUCAUGCUCGUUGGAACCAAGCGGCCGAGUCUAGAGCAAGACUACUAUGAGAUGAUCGAUCGACCCAACGUGACCUUGCAUGAUUUGAAGCGCUCGCCAAUCAUCGAUUUUGAUCAAACGGGCAUAGUCACAGGCGACAGCGAGGAAACUCAACACCAUGAUCUUGAUGUUUUGAUCUUUGCUACUGGCUACGAUGCAGUCACGGGUAGCUUGUUGGAUCUGUCAAUUGUGGACAAGAACCAAGUUUCCCUUGCCGAAAAAUGGAAAAAUGGAAUUCUUACCUCUCUGGGAUUGAUGAUUCCCGAUGCUCCAAAUCUCUUCAUGGUCUAUGGGCCACAAGCUCCGACAUCCUUGACAAAUGGGCCACCUUUUAUCGAAAUGGAAGUCGAUUGGAUUUGCAAGGUCAUCUCGAAGAUGCGAGAGGAGGGACUUGGCUCUAUUGAGCCAACUGUGAAGGCUACCGAGGCGUGGCGGGAACAAGUUAUCGCUGCCAGCAAUGGGACCUUGUAUCCAAAGACAGACUCUUGGUACAUGGGAUCCAAUAUUCCGGGCAAGCGGCGAGAACCACUCAUCUAUCUCGGUGGAAUGCCAAGUUGGUGGAAGAGUUGCACAGAUGCAUUGGAGAAUUUGGAAGGCUUCCAUGUUCACAUUUGA
This is a messenger RNA of Penicillium verhagenii, 1623 nucleotides long. Its product is annotated as flavin-containing monooxygenase. Bases 1 to 1623 code for a protein of 540 amino acids. The transcript has a single exon. Lineage: Eukaryota; Fungi; Ascomycota; Eurotiomycetes; Eurotiales; Aspergillaceae. The record is from RefSeq and is a predicted model, not a curated record. Gene Ontology annotation, molecular function: oxidoreductase activity.